AAGGCAUGCACAGUGCCAAAAAUAAAUUUUCGCUUAAUCUUUCGGAUAUAUCCAUUCGUAGGCUAGAUAAAGCUUUUGCAUCAGCCUUCACAUUACAUGAAGCGCACGGGAUAUUUGCAGCCAAAGUGACUCAUAUCUAGAUCAAUUAGUAGCCUAGAAUGUUUAUUUCCGCUAGAUUAUUCAGUGCUGCUGCUAUACACGAUUGACGUUGCCGAUAGUUUAGUCGUGUGCUGUGCCACCCAGAGAGGGAGAGUUGCAUAUGCGUCGCACCAAAGAGAAUCACCCAGAGCAGACCCGCCGCCGUCAAAAGUCUCGCCAGUCUCUCACAGCCUUGCGCCUUACAGGGGUAUGUGCACGGAAUCCGCGCAACCUCAAAGCGUCUGUUUAACGAACCUGGAUUUCAAUUAGAACCUGCUUGCUGCAGCCUCCGAAUUCUAGUUAGAGAGUUCCUGUCGGAAAGAGGGUGGGAGGCCGGGGGUUCGUUGCUGAUGCAGUGAAGAUUGCGUUUAUCUCGUAUUAUCUGCUAGCACAGUUCAUAUCUUUGUGCUAACACAACGCUGGGGGCAUCUGUGCGCUGGAUGACUCUAGCCUGCUUCGCGCUUCCGUGUGACAUAAUUCGAGUGCCUAAUUUGAAUUGAAACUUGAGAAGGAUGAUCGACUCUCCAGCUCCCGACCCCUGUCCGGUCCCAGACCCCACUGUGGUGGAUCCCUCGGCUCGCAACGGACAGUGUGUCUCUCCAAAUGAACAUCCACCCAAAACGGAUAACCAAGGAGACCCCUUCACCAUGGACCAGGAGAUGAAAAUAAGCGACAGCGUCGAGGGCCAAGGUCUCCUGGAGAGCAGCAUGCGCCUGAAACCUCACGAGGCGCAGAACUAUCGCAAGAAGGCGCUGUGGGUGUCGUGGGUCUCCAUCGUGGCGACGCUCAUCCUGGCGGUGGCCGCUUUCACUGUUUCCAUUAUGAGGCACAGUGCUUCAGCCUUUGGAUUUGCUUUUGAUGCCACCUUGGACGUGCUGUCCUCCAUCAUCGUACUAUGGCGCUAUAGCAACGCGGCCGCCGUGCACUCCGCCCACCGGGAGUACAUAGCAUGUGUGAUUCUGGGGGUGGUGUUCAUCCUGUCCUCCCUGUGCAUUCUGGGAAAAGCCAUCCAUGACCUGGCCACCAAGUUGCUCCCUGAAGUGGAUGAUUUCCUCUUCAGCGUGUCCAUCGUGAGUGGCAUCAUAUGUGUCAUCCUGGCCGUGCUCAAGUUCAUGCUGGGGAGGGUACUGACCAGCAGGGCCCUCAUCACCGACGGUUUCAACUCCCUCGUCGGGGGCAUCAUGGGAUUCUCCAUCCUCAUCAGCGCAGAGGUUUUCCGGCACCAUCCGGCAGUCUGGUACCUGGAUGGGACAGUGGGCGUCCUGAUUGGCCUGAUCAUCCUGGCUUAUGGAGUAAAGCUGCUGCUGGACAUGGUUCCCCGGGUGAGACAGACGAGGAACUACGAGAGGUUCGAGUGAGAGUGGGACCCCAGCGCUUGGAGCGUGGUGCUUGGUGGGGCGGGGCCCUAUCCAAGCCCCGCCCCCUCAGGCACACACAUGGAAAGAGACUCAGAGGACAAGUAUAGACCUUAAGGUGCCAGUGGUAUUUCAGUUCAAACCUCCCACUGUCUGUAUCUUUAACCCCAGCUGUGUUAUUUAUGGUUAUGAACUGAAGAGGAGAAGUUGAGAAGGAAGGGCCUCACCUUUCAUUCUCCGCCCAUGCAAAGGUGGGUGGAGCAUGUGGGGUGGGCGGAGCAUGCGGGGUAUGGGGCAGAGCGUUGUUUCACCUCGAUGGUCUCCUUCAGCUCCCAAUGUCCCCGCUUCAGAAAGCCACCAUUGCCCCCUCUGUGAUGCUCUCCAAACGGUAGCCUGAGCUGCCGGUUAGCCACACUGAAACCGUGUUCUGGCCACUGCAAUCGAAACAGGCUGCUUGUCCUGCGGUCACUUGCGCUUCUGGUGUUUUUUUGUUCCGACAAAACGGCCCAUUCUACAUCCUUCCCGGCUCAAAGUAUUUAACGAGUUUGUCUCAUUUGCACGGUUUUAGAGGUGGACUGGUGUGAAAGACAUAACUGAUGAUGAGUUUGAUCAUUCACAAGUUGUUAGCUAGGCUAGUUAGCCCCAUGAAAAAGGCCUUAACAGGGUACUGUCCAGUCUUUCCCCAGUACUGACUAGAAAUAGUUUAUUUUACAUUGUUUGAGAUGACUAUAUUAAUGUAUAAUAAUUAACAUCUUUUGAGAUGAUUAUAUUAAUAAUGUAGAAUACUUAAUAUAUUUGAGAUGCUUACAUUAAUGAUAUAGAACACAGUAUUUUUAGAUGAUUAUAUUAAUGAUGUAGUCCAUUGUGAAGGAGGUACCUGUGGCCGCAGUGUAGGGUAGGUAUAGAAAUCCACCUGUGUGGAAUCAACAUCAGGUGGUCUUACCUGUGUUUAAGACCCAAGGAAACUGUACCAACCUCCUUUUCCAGGCAUCCUUGGGAAAUCUCUAAACGGGAAAGAAGCACAGAACGUUGACAGGAAUGUGUUG
Anguilla rostrata (American eel) is the source of this 2539-nucleotide messenger RNA. RefSeq names its product transmembrane protein 163a-like. The record is from RefSeq and is a predicted model, not a curated record. Gene Ontology annotation, cellular component: synaptic vesicle membrane. The transcript is spliced from 8 exons. Bases 651 to 1496 code for a protein of 281 amino acids. Gene Ontology annotation, molecular function: zinc ion binding. Lineage: Eukaryota; Metazoa; Chordata; Actinopteri; Anguilliformes; Anguillidae.